AUGGACGACGUUAACGAUCGUUUGCGUUAUCUUUCUCGCCAUUUGACUGAAGCCAAUAAUAUAAUAUCCACUUUUAUGGAACAACCUGUUACAUCUACAACUUCUGCACCAUCUACUGCAACUACAACUACGUCCAGUGCAACGACUGUCGGCUCAGUGUUAAGUCGUGCCCGAGCAAUGAUUUCUCAAUCGGUAUCUAAUGGCGCUUGUUCGCGACUUGGAAGAAGAGAACGUUUGAGAGCUACGUCAAGCCCUCGUCAACAAAAUCCACCAAAAAAACAAAAGAAGGACGAGCAAAAAGUUUUCGAGUUCGUAAUUGUGGAUGUACGAGAGAGUGAGGGGAAUUCGUCGUGGUCAUUCUCGGAAGACAUUGUUUUACUUCGAGGAAUUAUACAAAUCAGUAACAGCUCAGGCGAAAGGGAAAUGCGAGAACAAAUAGGGUUGGCAACUCGAAUGAAAUACAGCAUUCUUAACAACGAAGAUUUCGCAUUCUUGCGAGCCACGCGACGAGUGUUGGCCAAACCGGUCAACAGUGGAGCUUACGACUUUAAACAGGUGAAGUUGUUGGCCGGACAAGGAUCUAUUUAUUUAAAGCUAAAAGACCACAUUUACUGUUUAUUACAAGAAGGAAGAGAUGAUGACGAUGACAGUAAGUUUUAACUUUGUAUAGCUAUAAAUGUUAGGUUGGAGGGGGUACUAGUGACUGGACAGAGCAAAUGGCCAGGAAACAGAGCAUACAGAGGGUCGACUCUUUAAAAAGCCUUUGAUUUUCAAAUUCCCACUGAUACGUACGGAAUUUGACAUUGAAAAAAUUAUAUUGCAAUGUUUACAAAUUCUGGCCAUACAGCAGCAGCAGAUUAUCUGGGGGGGGUUGCACAACCUCCCCCCCCCCCCUCAACAAAAAUAAUAUUUUUUAUUGAACUUUUACAAACCUAAGAUAAACCUCGAGAUAAACAUUCAUUUCCCAGUGUAGACAGAAACUCGCUUCUGCUGAGUAACUUGUUCAUCUGGUUGACUUGGCUCUAUAUAAGCAAGCUCUUCUAAAGUAGCCUUGGCUUAGUCUCAUGGCGAUGAAACUUCUUUACCGUAGUGGCCUAAUUUAACGCAAAUGUUUGUCAUUUUUAAUUUAUCCUAGAUAUGGUUCAAAUACGCGGAAUAUGCGAUGAACGUCAACAUGAACCAACGUCGACUGAAGCUUCAUCAGAAAUUGUUGACACUCCUUGUUCCAUUGUUAACAUUGAUGGACAUGAUGAUGCCAAAGUUGAUGACCUUGCCACAAAGAUAGUUGGUUAUUGUACAUCACACAAUAUUGAAGAUCCCAUCGAGAUACUCAGGUACUUUCAAAAAAUUAUGGUAGAAGGGAGAGGACUGGGCAUUCAAGAUGUUAGUUGGGUUGAAGAAGGAGAAACCAGUCUCAUAAUGGUUGACCGCUACAACAUCUUAGAAACAUCAUUUGAGGAGGUGAAAUCCUUAGAAAAUGUACGGAAAACACUUGAAGUGCAGUUUUAUGGCGAAGUGAGUUAUUCUUUUUUGAUAUUUCACAGUUUUUUUUUUCUUUGAGUAUAUAUCUAUUCGCACUUUUCUAUCUGGUUGAGGGUUACAUUUAUCAUUGGGUUCAAGGUUAGGUUAUGGUUUGGGUCUUUCAUCAAGUUGAAAUGCAAAAAAAACCAUAACCUUAAGCCCAAACCUAACCUAAAAUUAGUUUGAACUACUUUUAAACCAUUUUUACCAGUAAUUAAUUUUCUCCGUCAACAUAUACAAGUCCUGCAUGUGUACAUAAUCCAUCUCAUUAAAGCAUUUAUCCAUGUAUGUAAUGUUAUUUCUAGACAGCACAAGACCUUGGAGGACCUCGAAAGGAGUUCUUUUCAAUUGUUGUCCUAGAAAUAUAUAACAAGUAUUUCAAGAAUGGUUUAAAAGAACAUAUGUCUGAAGACUAUUAUACAGCAGGAAUUAUAUUAGGUGAAUUGUAUUAUUAUAUUUAAAUUACGGUUAAAUUUUUCAUUUAAAUUGGUUACAUUCUGAGUUAGACAUGACUAUUUUCUGUAACAGCUGGGAAAGGGUAUUCUAAAACAUUUUACCAGUACUGUAUACAGAAUCAGCGGCUGUGUUGUAUAAGAUAUAAGAUAUCCAAACUUGAGCAGAAAGCGAGAGAGGUUCUAUAUCUUUUCAACACUGACGAGAAUUGAAUAUGAAUUAUAUAUAUUAACUAUAAAGUAUAGUGUAUAAUUAUAAAUCUAAUUUGUUUUUAGGACUCAGCAUAUUACAAAAUGGAAAGAUACCUUAUUUCCUAGGUGAUGUUUCCUUGAAAAUUGUUUUUCAUUCUGUUUCUCUCAAUGAUUGUCUAAGUCAACUACGUCUGGGUUUUAAAAAGCUUGGCAUAUAUCAGGUACCAUAUCCAAACAAUGUUCUUCAUCGAAAUUGUUAUUCACCAAACAAAGCAAAUAUGCAUGUUUGAACAAUUGUACUGCAUAUGUUUAAUUAAUAGGUUGGAGUCCAGUUACCAAAUUUCCUAAAUAUCUUCAAUCACUGACAAACCAACCUGACCUUAAGAUCAUUUGUCAACUUGUUCACACCCAGUUUCAGUGAGAAAGGCUCCAACAAAAGAAAGUUUGAAAAUGAUGUAUAUGCAGUGUUCGUGAAAUAUCUUAGAAAGGUUGCAAGUAAGAAGUUCAGAGCAAAUAUGAUUUGCAUUUAAUUUAUGCAAUGCCAUUUGAGCGAUAAAAUUUUAAUUGAAUUUCCUGACAUGUAUUGUCCUUUGAUGUUCUUUUUAAUUUUAUUUUCCGUUGGAUCUGGUUUUUGUAUGAAUUGUUAAAAAAUGUACUACAUUUUUCAGAAACUGUAAAUUUUCUCAUCUUAAAUUGCUUGACUGACAAUUUAAAGCCCAUGACAUCCAGUGAAAUUUGAGCAGGCACUAGAAAUUUUUGAUGAACAAAUUUAGUUCAAAGGAAUAUAGGAGACUAAGAUACACAAAAGAUGGAAGCACCCUCAGUACUUACACAUUAAUUUUUCCAGGCAGUCUGUACUUUGUAACACAUCCUUUUUUGUUUUUCACCAAAUUUUAUCAUCUAGAUUUUUAGAUUAUGUACAAAUUCAGCUGGAACUGCUGGAUAUUGUUAAUAAAAUUGUCUGUACCAGCGUAGGUAGUAUAAAUGUGAAAUUGCUGUCCUAAUUUCAAAUUGUUUCUUGCAGAUGGUGAACGCAUUGGUAUUUCCUCCAAUAACAUAUUGCGAUUUGCAACAUGUGAUGAUGAAAUACCUCUUUUAGGCUAUGAACGUGGAGCGAAACCCUCUGUCACAUUUUAUGAAGUCCCUGAAAACAAGUCGUUCAUACCUACCGCAAAUACAUGCAGUUGCAAAUUACAGUUACCAAGACCUACAAUUGAAGUAGGACUCCCAGAUGAUGACACAUUAUUUGAUUUCUAUGACAUGGCUUUUGUUAGCGAAUAUUUUGGACACAAGUAA
Paramuricea clavata is the source of this 3461-nucleotide messenger RNA. The record is from the annotation of a GenBank genome assembly. Lineage: Eukaryota; Metazoa; Cnidaria; Anthozoa; Malacalcyonacea; Plexauridae.